Molecule: messenger RNA, 1399 nt
Organism: Nicotiana attenuata
Lineage: Eukaryota; Viridiplantae; Streptophyta; Magnoliopsida; Solanales; Solanaceae
Product: expansin-B3-like
Exons: 4
Coding region: 250-1056 (268 amino acids)
Biological process (GO): sexual reproduction
Cellular component (GO): plasmodesma; extracellular region
Source: RefSeq, a predicted model, not a curated record
CACCUUAUAAAAAUAACAACACUCUCCACUCCCCAAAGCAACACUAGACUACACUACAUGUACACCUUAGUCCUAAAGUCACUAACACUGUAACCACAGUCUAAGAAUACUGUCGGCAGAGACAACUUUCCCCAUUUCUUGCUUUUUUUUCUUGUUUACACACUAACCUCGGUUUCUCCGCUAGCCGGAAACUGAGGAUUUGAGGUAGUUAUAGUUAUAGUACUGACCCACAUUUCACUUAGUUACAUUAUGGAAACUCACUGCCCAAAUUUUAGUUUCACUAGUUUUUACUCUGUGGUUUCUGGGGUUGUGUUUUUUUGGGCAGUCAUUGCUUCUGCUGGCCCUCUCCGUCGUGUUGAGGACACACAUUGGUAUCCUGCUACUGCCACUUGGUACGGCAGCCCCGAAGGCGACGGCAGUACCGGUGGGGCAUGUGGGUACGGAAAUAUGGUGGAUGUGAGGCCGUUCAGGGCAAGAGUAGGGGCAGUGAGUCCAAUUUUGUUCAAAAAUGGUGAAGGAUGUGGGGCCUGUUAUAAAGUUAAGUGUUUGGACCGUUCCGUUUGUUCAAGAAGAGCUGCGACGGUGAUUAUUACCGACGAAUGUCCAGGUGGGUACUGCUCCGGCGGCAGAGUUCACUUCGACCUUAGUGGCGCCGCCUUUGGCCACAUGGCUGUUUCCGGUUACGGCGGUAGCCUCCGUGACCGUGGUGUUAUCUCCGUCAUUUACCGCCGAACUCCAUGUAAGUACCCUGGAAAGAACAUAGCCUUCCAUGUAAAUGAAGGGUCAACACCUUACUGGCUUUCUCUUCUUGUGGAAUUUGAGGAUGGAGAUGGUGAUGUUGGAUCCAUGCAUAUUAGAGAGGCGAAGUCGAAUAUAUGGUUAGAGAUGACGCAUAUAUGGGGAGCAAAUUGGUGCAUAAUUGGAGGACCAUUGCAAGGACCAUUUUCAGUUAAGUUAACAACACUGUCAACUGGAAAAGCCCUCUCAGCUAGAGAUGUUAUUCCAGGGAAUUGGUCUCCUAAAGCCACUUACACCUCUCGCCUUAACUUCUUCUAAUUUUACUGAAGAAGAAUUAAUAUACAAGUAGCUUUUCUUAAAAAGGAAAAGUAUCCAAGGCUCUUUCCUUUUUUCUUUUCCUACUUUUUCUUGUUGUUGUUGUGUGUAACUGCUAGUAGCCCUCUCCAAAGGAGAGUGAGCGCUUUUCUUUUGUUUGGGUGUAAUAAGUGUGUGGUGCUAUGUUAAAUAUUAUUUGGGGGGGGGGGGGUUCUUUUCUCUGGUUUUUAACUGAGGAUAGGACCAAAUGAAUGCACAUGUAAUGUAAUGUUGCUUGAUAUGGAAACAUGAAUGAAUUAUGUGGGGACCUUCUGCCCUUUGGGUAGUUUGGUUCUGUUUCCUACUA